Molecule: messenger RNA, 2172 nt
Organism: Puccinia graminis f. sp. tritici CRL 75-36-700-3
Lineage: Eukaryota; Fungi; Basidiomycota; Pucciniomycetes; Pucciniales; Pucciniaceae
Exons: 5
Coding region: 1-2172 (723 amino acids)
Source: RefSeq, a predicted model, not a curated record
AUGCAAUCCCAUCAAUACCCGAGUGGAAGUCCACCUCCGCAAACCCAACAUCAAACCUCCCAUGACCCUCGAUAUCGUACUCAUCAAAACGUUCAUGAUCCUCGAUAUCCUCCUCCCAACCAACAACACCUCUUUGAUGCCUACCUGUCUCAGGAUCUCCCCUACGAAGAAGUCCAGGGCUUGUACUCGACAUACAAUAUCCAACCAGUUGAUCUCAAUUAUCACCAGGACUCCCUUCAAUAUGGAGAUACUCCUCGAUAUGCUGAUACCGCUCGAUAUGGCGAUACACUUCGAGAUGCCGAUAUGGAACAUGACUUGGCGCGGGACGGACUUGGCCAUCAAGAUCCCCAGCUCCUCCAGAACCAACCUCACACGCCUCGAUAUGCCGAUAUGGAACGUGGCUUGGCACGGGACGGACUUGGCCAUCAAGAUCCCCAGCUCCUCCAGAACCAACCUCACACACCUCGAUAUGCCGAUAUGGAACGUGGCUUGGCACGGGACGGACUUGGCCAUCAAGGUCCUCAGCUCUCCCAGAACCAACCUCAUCAACCGUCACCGUUGCUUGCUAAUAUAAAUCGUCACAACACCCGCGCCUCACAGAACAGUCAAAACAUACAUGUUUUGAAGUUGGCUCCUCUCACUAGUGUUCCGAUAGUCCCCAACCCGGCUCAUUCCACUGCAAGAACUCAUAGCAUGGGCUCUACAGCCUCCCAUAUUCACGAGACUCCAGUCACCUCAGCCGAUUUGUCUCGAUUACCUGCUACUCAGCGUGAAUCUGAUCGCUCUAACGCGACUUCUAUUCAUGAGACUCAAGACACCUCAUCUCGCAGUUCUGGCGUUCCUGACUCUCGAUCAAUUGUCCCAGGCGAUGUACGACGUGCUCCUGAUCCUAUCCCGGCCCGUUCCCCAAGUCCAGCCAUCUCACUCAUCAACCCCAGCCCAACUCCUGCGGCAACGACAAAACUGACCCCGGCUGAUGUUAUGGAAGAUUUCAAAAAGAAAACGCUGAGCGAGUUGCGCGAUCUUCAACAUACUCAUAUCCGAUACAAGAAACUUAACUUAGCAAUCAAGAUUGAAGCACAAAACCUUUUUUUUGACUAUCAAAGAAAGCAGCAUCUAUUAUCGCUCAAAUAUAGCCGACCUUUCAAACUUCUGACCAAAUACCUCGGACAGCGCCGCACCCAACAAAAACAAAGCAACUGGCACAGUUUCCAGAAGACCAACCCAGCGGCCAAGGAGGCUCUCAAAAACACCAACAAUAACAUUGGUCAGCGCAACAAAGACGUCUCGAAGCUCUAUAAGCAGCAUGCCGGAACCCAAGCUGCGCUUCCCCCUCAAGCCAAUCCCAAUGCUGACAAAGUCAAUGAUCCCAAUGCCGAAGAGCGCGAACGAUUUGGUAAAAUAUUCAAAUCCGACCUAACCCUCCGGAAUGAGGUCAAGAAGUGGGGCCAAGGGGUCCAACUUAAGUUAAAGGAGCUCAGUGACUCUUUUGGAGUCGAAGGGUUCCUUGUUCUUGCUACACAGGACCACCGAAAGCCCCUGUUCUUUCAAGGAGGCAGUUUUCUCGGGGAUGAUUACCUCCGUGCACUCUUGGAAGAUGGUAAUCCCAUGCGCAAGUUUGCUAUGUGGACGGCGGGAUCGAAAGCGACCUCCAAGAAGAGGAAGAGCAGUGCUUUAGCAGCCUCUGGUAGCAACGAGACCGCUGAAAAUGUCGACGAUCAUCCUUCAAAGAAGAAGACUAAGUAUACAGUGGGUGCUUUUGAAAACCGAGAUUUUUGCCAAGGAGGCCUUGCUCUCAACCAUACAUAUAUUUCAAAGCAGCUUGGACUACUUUUCAAGGCCGCUCAGUCCAAGAAUAGCCUUGUGGACAAGCGUAGCCGCUGGCCUGGCACUGAAACAGUUCUCCGACUUGCGCGUAUCGAUCAUAAACUAGUUGUUCAUAGCAAUCCUGUGGGUCUCUCGGUUGAACAUCUUGUCGACGUUCCUGUCAAGAAGAUGUCAAUUGAGGAUACCUGGCUUGUCCUUCGAGGCUUGAAGAACAAGUGGAUUGAGUUGGUCGAGCACAAAUUUGAUUCCCUCCCGAAAUCAGUGGCAGUACGCAAACGCAACAUGGCAGCUGGGACAACCGCGAUCACAAGAGAGGAGGAUGACACUGAAUGUCAGCCUAUGUGA